Tyto alba (common barn owl) is the source of this 4071-nucleotide messenger RNA. It is a transcript of the gene ENPP6, whose product is annotated as ectonucleotide pyrophosphatase/phosphodiesterase 6. The record is from RefSeq and is a predicted model, not a curated record. NCBI's taxonomy places the organism in Eukaryota, Metazoa, Chordata, Aves, Strigiformes, Tytonidae. Bases 211 to 1566 code for a protein of 451 amino acids. The transcript is spliced from 8 exons.
UCUCCGCUCGAGGUUAAUCAUCUGCUCGCAAUUAACCUGUGACCUCCCACGCCCGCGGCGCGCGAGGGGCACGGCUGUAGCUUUAAGGCGGGGGGUGGACGCGCGGGGCGGGGGAGGAGGACACGGGUGGACGGCGGUGGGGGAGGACAUCGGUGCCAGGCCCGGCCCCGGGAGCUGCCGCAGAUCCCUCCGUGCUGCCCGGCCGCGGCCAUGGGGAGCCCCGGCCUCCCCGCCGCCCUCCUCGCCGCCGCCCUCGCCUCCCUCUUGCCGCCCCCCGCCGCCCCCUCGGCCCACCGCAAGCUCCUGGUGUUCCUCCUCGACGGCUUUCGCUUCGACUACAUCGACGACGGGGAGCUGGAGGGUCUGCCGGGCUUUCGGGACAUUGUGAACAUGGGGGUGAAGGUAGAUUACAUGACCCCGGAUUUCCCCAGCCUCUCCUACCCGAAUUACUACACGCUGAUGACAGGUCGCCACUGUGAGGUCCAUCAGAUGAUUGGAAACUAUAUGUGGGACCAAAAGACAAAUGUAUCUUUUGAUAUUGGUGUGAAUAAAGAAAGCCUGCUGCCUCUCUGGUGGAAUGGAUCGGAGCCUUUGUGGGUCACAAUGAUGAAAGAAAAAAAGAACGUUUCCAUGUACUACUGGCCAGGUUGCGAGGUCGAAAUCCUUGGAGUCAGACCAAGUUAUUGUCGCGAGUACUUCAGCGUCCCAACAGACAAAAACUUUGCAGAUGCCAUCAGCGAUGCUCUCGAGUCUUUGCGCAACGGCAGCGCCGACAUGGCCGCGGUGUACUACGAGCGCAUUGACGUGGAAGGCCACCACUACGGCCCUUCGUCCAAGCAGCGGAAAAACGCUUUGAAGGAGGUGGACAAAGCCUUGAGCAACAUGAUCGCACUCAUCAAGAGCAUGGGCCUUCAGCAUGACGUCAAUGUCCUCCUCUUCUCCGAUCAUGGGAUGACAGACAUCUCUUGGGCAGACAAAGUGAUUGAGCUGAAAAACUAUAUCAAUAUGAGUGAUACCAUACAAAUGAAGGACCGAGGUCCUGUUGUGAGCCUCUGGCCAGUUCCAGAGAAGCACGCGGAGAUAUAUCAAAAACUGAAAGCUGUGGAACACAUGCACGUUUAUAACAUACAGGACAUUCCGGACAGGUUUUUCUACAAAAAAGGAAAAUUUGUGUCUCCUCUAACUCUCGUGGCUGAGAAAGGAUGGUUCAUAGUAGAGAGCAGGGACAAGCUGCCCUUCUGGGAGAACGGGACGGGGAGGAAGGAGGCCUGGCAGAACGGCUGGCAUGGCUACGACAACGAGCUCAUGGACAUGAGAGCCUUCUUCAUCGCAUACGGGCCAGAUUUCCGAUCCAACUUCCGAGCGCCUCCCAUCAGAUCCGUGGACGUUUACAACAUCAUGUGCAGGCUGGCAGGAAUACAGCCGCUGCCCAACAACGGCUCCUGGUCCAGGGUGGAGUGCAUGCUCCGAAACACGGCCCCCGUGGCACCGCUCCCCCCGAGCAGCAGCUGGGCCCUGGCGCUGGCUCUGCUCUCCCUGUUCGCCGAGCAGAUCUCCUUACUGUGAUCCCCAAACAAUGUCGGUCAGUGUCACCAGCAACUCCAUCCUUCUCUUUUAAAGUUCUUCGUUUGAAUAAUAGCUUCGUUAUUGUGCUGUCCCACACUCCUCCGCCGAUCCUCACCAGACGUGAAUCCGACCCGUCCUGCGCUUACAGUGGUUAUAACGUGAAGCCAGGUUUUGUGCUGCUCUAACCACAGCCAGGAAGGUCGGUGUCACUACCCUAGAUUUACAACACUGGCAAUGAGAGCGGAAUCUCAACUGGCUAUCCACAAAAUUCUCUGGUGGGUGCACGUGGCGGUCUCUGAGCAUCAAACACAUCUUACCCCACUGAGAGGCUCACCCUGGCUCCUGGCACCGAGAAGCUCAGGGGUGGAGAUGGACCUCUGUGCAUUUAACUGGUUUCUUUCUGUUUCAGUCCUUCAUCUCCAGCUCUAUCACCAGCAGAGCCCCGUCUUCUCCUUACAGUGCCAGCCAAGCCCUGUCUAUACCGACCCGUUCUUCAGAGCCAAGCGCUUUGCUGAGUGAUUAUAAAUGCUGAGAGAGGUGGAUCGGCUGGGAGAGCAGGGAGAGCAUCCUACUUCUCUCAGCCUUUCCUUCUUCAUUUUCCGAAAGGGAGCCCUGGUCCUGCAUGCCCUCAGGCCGGGCUUUCCUCACCCAUCACAGUGCUGGGGGCAGGGCUGGGAAAGGGGAGAGUGAUGGAAAUCCUCCACUUCAGUAACAGAAGGAAAGUGAAAAGGCAUUGGGAUGCACAGGGGUCAGGAGAAAAUUGGAUGAGGAAGCCUGGCAUUUUACAGCCUCUCUGCUUUCCCUGGUAAAGAUAAUACCAUCUACUCAGGUUUUGGGUUUUUGUACCCAAUUGCAUUUCUGAAGGUUUUUCAACACUUACUGCUUUUCUACCAGGUCUUGCCCUCCACAUCUCAGCUCAGUGAGCAACACACCCCGCUUUAUUCUGCAGCAGGGAGAGAGGUCUACACUGAUGGCUCUCCCACCCUUUCAGUUAAUCCUAGCCAAGAUUUCCACCAUGGGCUAUUAAGCCCAAAGAAAUUUGUAAUGGCAAAGUAAAAUAACAGGAGAGGAUAGAGCUGUUGUCGGAGGUGCCUUCAGGAGUGCUCAGCGCUUUUUCUGAUAUACCUCUGAACCAGGAGCUUUCAGUGACAAACUGCCUUUGGAAGGAUUUAGGUCUCUCCCUGUGCAAAAUAAAGCUCUAGGACUUACUUUCCCUACGGAUCCAGAGUCAAGCACGAUCCUGUGAUACGUAUGGUACAGUGAGUUUAAGGGUGAAUGAUUACACCGUGAAAAAAACCCCAAACACCAAAUUAAACUUGACAAAAGACUUCUGUAAUAGCCGUAAAGAUUUAUGUAAUGUGUUUUUAAAGCUCAAGUGAACCAUCAAAUCAAUUGGGGAAAAAAAGAGAGAAAAUCAGUCUUUGUUAUUAGACUGUUGAGUAUAAAAGGCAAUUUAGUGCUUUCGAAGCAUUUGCAGUGGCUGUAAAACAAGCACCUAUUGUUCAGAGUUCCCUGUUGCUCUUUAAUGGACCAGGCUCCAUGAAUUCACUGGAGCACAUUUUUAAAGCGAAAAAAUUAUCAGUAUACAAGAUAAGCAAAUGACUAAAUUACCAAGUUUUGUUUGAAAAUCAGCAGGAUAGAUACAGGCAGUGCCUGCUAAUCCCUUCACAGCCUGCCGUUUUAACUCUUACAAUGAACAGAACCCAAGGUCUUACCGAAGAAAAGAUUCUAAAAUUAUAAGGAUGUAUUCAGCUUCUCAAUUAUUAUACAAGCAGAAAUUGGAAAUAACAAAUGAGGCCCACUGAGUUGUUCCAGGGAUGGACGAUGACACAUGAAACCAACGUUGAUCCUUGUGAGUACUUUGUGUAACUCAUUUCUGUCAGUGUCCACAUGCAAAUACUGCAGAGUAAAUCUUCUAAUUGCAAUAUGAUUUGUUUGACCUUAAUGCAAGCACUGUGUGUACGGCAAUACACCUCAAGAGAUACUUGAUCUGUAAAAGGGAAAUUUGACAGUAGACCUACAAGAAGCUCAUUAGCUUCAGGAGAACUACCACUGAUUAUUUUUUGAGAAGUGCAUCUUUCUUCCUCAGAAAUGUUGUACCUCUGAAUCAGUUCACAUUCUCAUUUAAAAAUCAAGUGUCUUGACUCUUGCCUAUUUUUCUGUAUACUAUGCAAUGGAGGUGGGUGUAUUUUUAAAACCUAUUUCUGAAUGAUGUUUUUAUACAAUGACUGAUUGUGAAUGAGUGAAUAAUUCCAAAAAUGGUGUUAGAAAAAAAAAAUACAUCUUUUUGUAAAUAUUGUAAGAUUUUUGAACAAAACAAUGAAAAAAAGCCACCCCUGUAACACCUUGCCUUUCACGUUUGAUUGCUGCAUCAAAGUGUGAUAAACAGUGUUUGAAGCUUGUGCUGAUUAAUCGUCAGAAAGAUGAAUGAUAACAUUGUUUAAAAAUGGCAAAGUUGUCAGCAUGUAAAUUAGGGACAUUAAAUACAUCACACGAGAUACUGUA